Messenger RNA from Passer domesticus (house sparrow), 933 nucleotides. Its product is annotated as olfactory receptor 14A16-like. The record is from RefSeq and is a predicted model, not a curated record. Gene Ontology annotation, molecular function: odorant binding; olfactory receptor activity; G protein-coupled receptor activity. The coding region runs from base 1 to 933 and encodes 310 amino acids. Gene Ontology annotation, cellular component: membrane. NCBI's taxonomy places the organism in Eukaryota, Metazoa, Chordata, Aves, Passeriformes, Passeridae. Gene Ontology annotation, biological process: G protein-coupled receptor signaling pathway. The transcript has a single exon.
AUGUCUAACAGCAGCUCCAUCAGCCACUUCCUCCUGCUGGCAUUGGCAGACACGCGGCAGCUGCAGCUCCUGCACUUCUGCCUCUUGCUGGGCAUCUCCCUGGCUGCCCUCCUGGCCAACGGCCUCAUCAUCAGCGCCGUAGCCUGCGGCCACCACCUGCACACGCCAAUGUUCUUCUUCCUGCUCAACCUGGCCCUCAGCGACCUGGGCUCCAUCUGCACCACUGUCCCCAAAGCCAUGCACAAUUCCCUCUGGGACACCAGGGACAUCUCCUAUGAAGGAUGUGCUGCACAGCUCUUUCUGUUUCUCUUCUUCAUUUCAGCAGAGUAUUUUCUCCUGACCAUCAUGUGCUACGACUGCUACGUGUCCAUCUGCAAACCCCUGCACUACGGGACCCUCCUGGGCAGCAGAGCUUGUGCUCACAUGGCAGGAGCUGCCUGGGCCAGUGCCUUUCUCAAUGCUCUCAUCCACACAGCCAACACAUUUUCCCUGCCCCUGUGCCAUGGCAAUGCCCUGGGCCAGUUCUUCUGUGAAAUCCCACAGAUCCUCAAGCUCUCCUGCUCACACUUCUACUUCAGGGAAGUUGGGGUUUCUGUUUUCACUACCUUGUUAGCAUUUGGCUGUUUUGUGUUCAUUGUUUUCUCCUAUGUGCAGAUCUUCAGGGCUGUGCUGAGGAUCCCAUCUGAGCAGGGACAGCACAAAGCCUUUUCCACCUGCAUCCCUCACCUGGCUGUGGUCUCCCUAUUUGUCAGCACCUCAUUUUUUGCCUACAUGAAGCCCCCCUCCAUUUCCUCCCCAUCCCUGGAUUUGACAGUGUCAGUUCUGUAUUCGGUGGUGCCUCCAGCUCUGAACCCCCUCAUCUACAGCCUGAGGAACCAGGAGCUAAAGGCUUCAGUGUGGAGACUGAUGACUGGAUGGUUACAGAGACAUUAA